GGAGCAUGUCAUUGAGUGGGUGUAUCACAUCUGCUAUUAUGCACUAGCCUCAAGGAAAAUUGAACAAUACAACAGACUGUUAAAAGCUACAGUGAGAACAAUGGAUGCUGGGACAUCCAAGUCUUGGAAUACACAUUUAGCAGAAGCCACUUGGCUAGUUAACACUAGAGGAUCUGCCAGUUGACUUGGCCCUGCCCAACAAAACCCCUGUGCACUGUUGAAAGCAAUAGGGUCUUUGUAGUACAUACAAGAAUCUGGUUGGGAAAACCAAUCUGGAUUAUUCCUUCUUUGGGAACAGGCAAGACUAUUCAUAGGAUUGUUUUUGUUCAAGGACAUGGGUGUACUUGUAAUGCGGAAGAAUGAUGGAGUCCAAUGUGUACCUCAAGGUGAUACAAUACUGAAUGAAAAUAACCCAUGUUUUAAGUUGUAUGAUGGCAGUAUUACAUGAUGGUGUAUGUCACCAAUGCUGUGGCUGCCAUAUAUCAAAGGUAUUAUAGCAGGAAUCUCUUGCUGCUAGCCAGGCAAGAGGUAUAAUACAGUGUUAAACACUAUGCCCUGGUCUAGAGAGACCAUGAGGGGGGAAUAUAAUGGAUAUACAUUUAAAAUGUUGUAACCUAUGAUUUGAGUUGUGUAUUAUAGGAACUACUGCAGCAGAAACCACUCAAACCAAUGAAGAACGAGCCCCACAAGAAACAGUGCAAGUGCAGCAGUACCCUGACCUCAGCUGGCUUUGGCACCCAGUAACUCCAUGCAACACACCACUUCUCCUGUCCUGAGGAACACCUCUCCUGUCCUUUUGGGAAACAGCCCUUAAAAACAAAGGGGUCCAGGAAGGAAGGAAACAUGCCAUUGGAAGAUUUACUGGCAUUCUAUGGCUAUGAACCUGCAAUUCCAGUUAUCGCUGGUUCUAGUGUGGAUAGCUCUCCAAGUGAACUUGCAGAUGAACUUCCAGAUAUGACUCUAGAUAAAGAGGAAAUAGCUAAAGACCUCUUGUCAGGUGAUGACGAAGAAACACAGUCCUCUGCUGAUGACUUGACACCAUCGGUCACUUCACAUGAGGCUAAUGACUUCUUUCCUCGACCAUUAAGAUCAAACACUGCGUGUGAUGGGGAUAAGGAAUCAGAUAGUGAAGAUGUAGAGGCAGACAAUGGUAAUUCAUCUGAAGAUUUGAGAAAGGAAAUAAUGGUUGGUUCACAGUAUCAGGCUGAAAUUCCACCAUACCUUGGCAGAUACAGUGAUAAUGAAAAGGUCUAUGAAAAUGAAGACCAUUUACUUUGGAAACCUGAUGUGAUCUCCGAAAGUAAAGUUAAAGAAUACCUUUUAGAAACCUCCCUAAGAACAGGAAACAAAAAUAUGAUUGGCAGGAUUCCUGAAGGACUACAUACACGGGACAAUGAACAAGCUCUAUAUGAACUUCUCAAAAGUAGCCAUAAUAUUAAAGAAGCAUUUGAAAGAUAUUGCUCAAAUGGAAAGUCAUCUCAAGAAGAGAUGACAGCAUGGACAGAAGAAGAAUGCAGAAGCUUUGAACAUGCACUUUUGAUUUAUGGAAAAGACUUUCAUCUUAUACAGAAAAACAAGGUAAGAACCAGAACAGUUGCUGAGUGUGUGGCGUUCUAUUACAUGUGGAAAAAGUCAGAACGUUAUGAUUACUUUGCUCAGCAAACAAGGUUUGGAAAGAAGAGAUAUAACCAUCAUCCAGGAGUUACGGACUACAUGGAUCGUUUGGUAGAUGAAGCAGAAGCCCUUGGUGGAGCAGUACGUUCUUCAGCCUUAACAUCUAAUACCCGUACAGAAACCGUUCCUGAUCAACAGUUAAGCAUUCUGAACUCUAUCACUACCAAUGAGUUGACAGCAUUGACAAACAGUGUAGCUACAGUCUGCCACAGUUCAGAUGUGAACUGCCUGGAUGAUGCCUUUACUCCUAUGGACAAUUUACCCCGAGCACCAGUUAAUCAUGUGCCUAUUGGAACAGAAGAAUUGCUUAACUUGCCUAGCAAUGGUGAAAGCGAUUGUUUUAAUUUAUUUGAGACUGGCUUUUAUCAUUCAGAGCUAAACCAAAUGAACAUGUGUAGUGAGGAGAUGGAAAGACCUGCAAAGAGAUUGAAAAUGGGAAUUGCUGUCCCAGAAUCCUUCAUGAAUGACGUCUCCGUAAAUAACCUUGGUGUGGACUUUGAGAACCACACACAUCAUAUUACCAGUGCCAAAAUGGCUGUUUCAGUGGCUGACUUCAGCAACUUAUCUGCAAAUGAAACAAAUGGUUUUAUCAACACCCAUGCUCUUCACGAACAUAGUGCUCUUCACUCAGAAUGACUAUGGAAAACUAAGCAAACAGUGGGUACUUUAUGCAGUAGUAGUAAACUUGGUGGAAGCUAUCAGGUUUGCUUAGUAUUUCACUGGAAGUUUGAACAUUGACAUCAAUGAUGUCUUUUUAUGUAUAGAACUAUAUCUUGAUUUAUCAAGAGUAAUUUCUUUUUUUUUAGUCCAUAAAUGUGGAAAUGUUCAUCAGAGUUUGGGAUUAGGAGAACUCUGUGGUGCAGCUUUAAACUAUGCUUCAAUUUUAAAAUUUUAUUUUAUUUUAAAGCCUGUAGACAGGCCACUUUUUCAAAACCAGCACAAAGUGAUGAACUGAUUGGAGUGGCGUUCUAGUCUAAGUUACUUUUGCUGUAACGGAUGCAGUGUAAUAAUGUUUACAGGUACUGAUCCUGAUCCCUGCUCAAUGUAGCAUUUUAUUUUAUUGUAAAUGCAGGGAUGGGUUUCUUUAACUUAAACUGCACAAAUGUACAAGGAUGUUUUAUAAACGGAACAUUCUCUUAUGUUAUAUUAAACUAGAGCACUUCAUUUUACCUAACAGCAAGUUCAUUUUGGUGGAAGCUAGCACAAGGGACUUAACAUGAAUCAAGUAUGUAGACCUACAUUUGGAUGCUAUUGCAAAAUUAUAGGCCAUGGCUACCU
Messenger RNA from Dryobates pubescens (Downy woodpecker), 2952 nucleotides. RefSeq names its product mesoderm induction early response protein 3. The coding region runs from base 844 to 2310 and encodes 488 amino acids. The transcript has 11 exons. The record is from RefSeq and is a predicted model, not a curated record. Gene Ontology annotation, cellular component: nucleoplasm. Gene Ontology annotation, molecular function: transcription corepressor activity; histone deacetylase binding. NCBI's taxonomy places the organism in Eukaryota, Metazoa, Chordata, Aves, Piciformes, Picidae. Gene Ontology annotation, biological process: negative regulation of transcription by RNA polymerase II.